AACAUAUAUGGUAUGUUCUGUGAGAUAACCUAUUUUAAUUUAUUGUUAUUAUGGAAUUGUUAUGAAUUGUCAAAACUAGAUUUAUAUCACGAUACACAUACAGAUGUAUCCGUAUCGUGAUUUUUAUAUUGGUUACUUUUAAGGAAACAAACAAUAUGAUUUUAAGAAACAAUGUUAUAUUUAAGAUCUAGGUAUUCCAAAAGGAAAUGUUUUUUCUAUUGUUUAUUUAUGUGUUUAACGGGAUGUAUUAUUUACAUGGAGAUUUUUUGCUACUAUUUCAAUACAUUUCAAUGGUAUGAUUUAAAGUGCAAGCAACGUGAUAGAUGUACUAAAAUUUUAUUGGUAGCAGAUCCCCAAAUUAUUGGAAAUAAUGAAGAAAUCUUACAUUAUAUUACACCUUUUAGUAUUUUCGAUAGUGACAGGUUUUUAAGGCAGACAUAUUUACAGGCUUAUAAUUUUGUUCAACCAGAUGUGGUUAUAUUUCUAGGAGAUUUAAUGGAUGAAGGACAUAGGGCUUCUAAUCAAGAGUUUCAUGAGUAUAUUAGAAGAUUAUUUAAUAUAUUUUUAGGUUCUUCAACUUCAACAAUAGUAAGGUAUAUAUGGUUACCUGGUGAUAAUGAUAUAGGAGGAGAGGAUAGUAAUAUAACACCGGAAAAAAUUAGGAGGUUCGAGCACGCUUUUUCCCAACCCAAUUUUAUUUCUUACAAAAAUCUCAAUUUUUUCAAAAUAAAUCGAUUGGUUUCAGAAAUUCCUGUUUACAAAAAGAAAAGAGAAUUUUUUGAUACAGAACACUUAUUUAUUGGCUUAAGUCAUGUGCCUCUAAUGUUUAAACCCUCAUUAUUCGUUGAUAAGGUGAUGAAAAAAAUGAGGCCUCAUCUAAUGUUUACCGCGCACGAACAUAAAAGUAUGAUAAUAAAUACAGACGCUCACCUAUCUCAAGAUUACCAAAUUUCACCUGUUACGCCUGAUAAUAAUAAAAUAUUCCAAUAUACAUUAGGUAUGAAAGAUACGUAUGAAAUAUUAAUUCCAACAGCAUCAUACCGCAUGGGAACCAAUAAAAUUGGAUACGGCUUUGCGGUUAUAGAAAAUAACGAUUUACAGUUCACCGUACUAUGGUCUCCGUCCAGAUUUUUACAUCUUAAAAUUUAUUUUUACAUUAUUCUUUGUAUAUUUGUUUAUAUUAUACUUUUAGUGUUAUUCAAAUGCGUAAGUUUAUCAAGAUGUACGAACAAAAUAUUUUAAUAUCUUCUACUAAUUAAAAUUAAUAAAAAAUAUAUAUUUCAAAACACCUCUGGUAUAGAUAAAUUGCAUAAUUUCGUUCAGAUAAUAUAAUUUAUUCUCGAAAAUGUUUUAAAUUGAAACUAUAAAAAUAAUAUUAAAAAAUAUUUCCAUCAAUUUCUUUUUGCAUUGCUCGUCAAAUUUUUUUUUUCAAGCUGACACCAAUAAGCCAAAAAUAUUUGUUAAAAUGUGUAUAAUAAUUUUAAUGUAUUUUUAAAGCUUGUUAAAUUUAUAAUAUAUAAAAUAAAAAGAUUACUUACUUA
This is a messenger RNA of Diorhabda sublineata, 1541 nucleotides long. Its product is annotated as metallophosphoesterase 1 homolog. The transcript is spliced from 6 exons. Gene Ontology annotation, biological process: GPI anchor biosynthetic process. Gene Ontology annotation, cellular component: endoplasmic reticulum. NCBI's taxonomy places the organism in Eukaryota, Metazoa, Arthropoda, Insecta, Coleoptera, Chrysomelidae. The coding region runs from base 172 to 1242 and encodes 356 amino acids. Gene Ontology annotation, molecular function: hydrolase activity. The record is from RefSeq and is a predicted model, not a curated record.